Myripristis murdjan (pinecone soldierfish) is the source of this 1167-nucleotide messenger RNA. RefSeq names its product general transcription factor IIIA, b (gene gtf3ab). The transcript has 9 exons. Gene Ontology annotation, cellular component: nucleus. The record is from RefSeq and is a predicted model, not a curated record. The coding region runs from base 71 to 1027 and encodes 318 amino acids. NCBI's taxonomy places the organism in Eukaryota, Metazoa, Chordata, Actinopteri, Holocentriformes, Holocentridae.
AUGUCCUGCACCUUGACACAUUUUUGUCUGUAGCCACAACACCACAUCUAUCUAACAGCUGUUAUUAAAGAUGGGGGAGAGGUUGCAAAGUCAAAAAAGCUUUGUUUGUUCUUUUUUUGAUUGUAAAGCCAAGUUCAGUAAGUCAUGGAAGCUGGAGGCUCAUCUGUGCAAACACACGGGAUUGAGACCCUUUUCCUGUGGGAGUUGUGACAAGAGCUUUUGCACUCGCUAUCAGCUCACCAGACAUGAGUUCAACCACAGUGGAGACAAACCACACAAGUGUCUGCUUGAAGGAUGCUCUGAGGUCUUUGUCACAAAUGCCAGCUUGAAGAACCAUAUGGUUCGAGUUCACCAGCACCGGGAGAAGCAAUAUCAGUGUGACCAUCCAGGCUGUAAAAAGGGUUUCAACAAGAGGCGUCAGCUGAAGGCGCAUAAGUGUGAGCACACACAGCUUCUGCCAUUUCACUGUACUUUCAGUGGCUGUACAAAGGAAUUUCCUACUCAUGGAAAACUGCAGCACCAUAAAAAAGUACAUGAAGGUUACCCUUGUAAGGAGGAAGACUGUUCCUUCAGGGGGAAGACAUGGACAGAAUAUCAGAAGCACAGAAAGAAACAUCAAGUCAAGCUGCAGUGUGGAGAGUGCAAAAAGCUGUUUAACAACGCCUGGUUCUUGCACCAGCAUGAGCUGAAUGUCCACACUCGGGAGAAGAGGGUGUUCCCUUGCCCCAAACGAGGGUGUGACAAAAAGUUCACUAAGCGCUUCAACUUGGAGAGCCAUGUACUGGGUGACCAUGAGGGCAAGAAGCCCUUCAGCUGUGCUUAUGCUGGCUGUAGGAAGAGCUUUGCCAUGAAGGAAAGUCUUUGGCGACAUGGCGUGGUGCAUGACCCUUCAAAGAAAAAGCUGCAGAUGCUGCGUCCUAGAAAGAACCAGCCCUGGCGUAAGGCACAACAAGCCAGAAUGGCAGCAGAGACCCGGAAACUAGCCGCUAAGCUGCAAAAUACACAGCUGGUAGACACCAAACCAUGAGGCUCCAGUGUACAUGUCUUGCUUUGAACUAUGACUAUGUUCAUUAAGGGUUGAACAAACCAUUCCAUAAGUUUCUUUUCAGAUGCAAUUUUGUUUAUCCAAAUAUGAAGGGAAAUAAAGCCUCACUGUUAAGCACUACA